AUGCCUGCACCAAUAUCAGUCCAGUCUCAAAAGCUCAUUCCUUGGCUUGUGGAAAGGCGUGUCAUUUCUAAGGAUUAUAUGAAAUCACUGGAGUAUAUUUCAAAGAAAAUAAAUGAUUUUAAUGCGUCAUCUGCUGAUAAAAUCGAAUGCAUAGAUGCUAAACCUGUUCAGUACUUUUAUGCACUGGAUGUUCUCAAACACCUUGAGAAUACGGACAAUAAAAAGGACUUUUUCGGACGUGACAGCGCUUCCAUUAGAACUUGGAGAGACAUUGUUUCUCGUUACAAGUCCGAACACAUUAAUUUAGCCGAAGUUUCUGAACGUUUGAAUGAUCUCUGUUACCAACUGCUUAAAUGUAAAUCGUCUAUUGCUGAUCGACAGAAAUUGAUCAACGACCUACAAAAGAAGAUUACUGAAUUCACUGCUAAUCAUCAUUCCAAAGAAACCGAACUCACACGAUUUUGCAAUCAAUUUGAUAUUAAGGACGAUCAUGCUCGUCUUCAACUCCUUGAAAAAGCGUCUAAUCUUCCCUCUUCUCUCAAGGAAUACGUCGACGGUUUGAAAGACCUCGCCCAUGUUGUAGACUUCUACUUAGCCUACACAAAUUUCCUCAAUCCGGAAAACGAGUCAACCAGUCAUGCCUGUCCAACUCUUCGAUUAUUAAUUAAUUCUGGAAAUGUUACUGCCUAUGAGUGGCGAACAGGACACGCACCGAGUUGCAUUGGUGAGAGUGAUGACCACAUUCCAAGAAUGAUUGAAAUGGAGAGAAAGGAGAUUGAGGCUUUGGAGGCCGACACUGCUGAGGACAGCCAAGAAAUUAAUUUCGGUGAUCUUGAUCUUGAGGGUGAGACAGACUUGGGCGAAAUCGAUUUUGGCACUGACCUUCUUGAUGAAAUUAAUAUUAUUGACAUAUCAAACGAUUUAACAACUAACACCGAGGAAGAAAAAGACAAUAGCUCGAAGAUAGAGGGCAAAGGUCAAUCAACUCUCGGCAAGUCGUCUUUCGUUGCCACUGGAUCUGAUGCUCGUCUACUUUUGGACUCAACAGACGGCAGGAAUGCCCUCAUUAAUGAUCUCGAAGAGUUGUCCACUUUUCUAAUCCGUGUCCGGGAAAAUCUAGUUGUAUUUCAAGGUGCGGAUUUCAACCUACCAGUGAAUCCCACUAAAAAGAAGGUGGGAGGAUUGAAUACGGAUUCCGUCGCACCGAUUUAUCAUCAAAUUAUGUUGGAUGCUCCAGAGGAGAUAAGGUCAAAAUCGCCCGAUGAUAUUGAUUUGAUAGCAAUAACCCACAUGUCUCUUUUGAGACUCCAACCGAGUUAUUUAGAGCGUCUUAUUGGAAUUAUGCAGAAUCUUCGUCAACAAGCCAAUCGUUCAAAAGCUCGUGCUGCGGAACUUGCAGCUACUGUGGAACAAGCUAAUGAGGAGCUAACCAAGCUCCAAAUCGAAAUGAACGAGUGCUUACAGGAGCGGCGACAACUUGUUUCUUUUUUGGAGAAGGAACUAUCGACGCUAUAUGAUCGUGAUAUUAAGUUAAUCGGAGCUGCUAUUGCUAUGUAG
Molecule: messenger RNA, 1557 nt
Organism: Rodentolepis nana
Lineage: Eukaryota; Metazoa; Platyhelminthes; Cestoda; Cyclophyllidea; Hymenolepididae
Source: the annotation of a GenBank genome assembly